Messenger RNA from Bufo gargarizans (Asiatic toad), 723 nucleotides. Its product is annotated as DNA damage-regulated autophagy modulator protein 1-like. Gene Ontology annotation, biological process: photoreceptor cell maintenance; regulation of autophagy. Gene Ontology annotation, cellular component: lysosome. The record is from RefSeq and is a predicted model, not a curated record. NCBI's taxonomy places the organism in Eukaryota, Metazoa, Chordata, Amphibia, Anura, Bufonidae. The transcript is spliced from 7 exons. The coding region runs from base 1 to 723 and encodes 240 amino acids.
AUGGAGAUUCGGGGUUUGGCAUUCUUGCCUAUCCUCUUCACCACAUGGUCACUAUUAGGCCUUUGCGCAGCAAUUACCAUCACUUUCACCUUAAGCCAUUCAAAAUCUUUGUACAUCAGUGCUACGGGAGCAGAGUUCCCAGAAUCGGUGGUCUUCACCGUCGUUUUCAUGGUGACUUCCUUUCUAGGAGCUGGCGUCGUUUCCGUCCAAUACAGGUUCAUGAUCCUCCAUUCUGAACCAUCAGAGAAGCGAAAUAUCAUCUGCCAGAAAAUCCUAUACGCCAUGGGAUGGCUCGCGUGUAUUGCCAAUGCCGUGACUGGUGUAUGUUCGACGAAGAUCAAUUCCAUAGCUCACAGUAUCGGAGCAGGAACUGGCUUUUUCUUCUUUGCCGUUUACAACCUUAGCCAAGCUAUAUGCCUGUAUGAGAAAUCCUUCAGCAGUCGUCACGUGUGCCACAUAAGAUUUGCAUCAACCUUGGUGACCAUUGUGGCACUGCUGAUCUUUGAUUUAGGUUUGACCAUGAACCGCCUAUGUAACAACGAUCACUGUAAAGAGAUCUUCUCUAUGAUAGGCAUGGUAGGCGAGUGGAUGGGAUUUGUUGGCCUGCUAAUAUUCCCGAUGAUGUACUAUACAGAUUUCCAGCAUUUGUCAUUAAUGUUGUCCAGAGAAGGCGUCUCCAUCAUUCUGAGGCAAAAGACCCAGGACCCAGAAAACCCCCAAUAA